AGAGCCGCCUCUAAUUUUGUUACUCUGCUUUUCGAUCUGGUGAAUCACGGAGUGAGGAAGGGAAAUAGAGAAAGGCGAGGCUCUGCAAAACCACCGGCUAAGGAGGAGCAAUGGGAGUACCGGCAUUCUACAGGUGGCUGGCUGAUCGGUACCCACUGUCGAUCGCUGACGUGGCGGAGGAAGAACCCAGGGACGGCAUGCCUUUUCCGGUAGACGUGUCAGGGCCGAACCCUAACGGGAUGGAGUUCGACAACUUGUAUCUCGACAUGAAUGGGAUUAUUCACCCCUGUUUUCACCCGGAAGGGAUGCCUGCUCCUGCAACUUACAAUGAUGUAUUCAAAUCAAUUUUCGAGUACAUUGAUCAUCUCUUUUCAUUGAUUCGUCCAAGAAAGCUACUUUAUUUGGCAAUUGAUGGAGUGGCUCCUAGAGCUAAAAUGAACCAACAACGUACCAGGCGUUUCAAAGCGGCUAAAGAUGCUGCAGAGACUGAAGCCGAAGAAAGGUUGAGGAAGGAAUUUGAGAUUGAGGGGGCCAAAUUGUCGGUAGAAAAGACAGAGACAUCUGAUUCAAAUGUUAUUACUCCUGGGACUCCGUUUAUGGCAGUACUUUCAGUGGCUCUACAGUAUUAUAUACAAUCAAGGCUGAAUAAUAAUGCUGGCUGGCGGUUUACAAAGGUAAUUCUCUCUGAUGCAAAUGUCCCUGGUGAGGGGGAGCACAAAAUCAUGUCCUACAUUCGCUUGCAACGUGACCUUCCAGGCUUUGAUCCAAACACAAGCCAUUGUUUAUAUGGUCUUGAUGCAGAUCUAAUAAUGCUGUCUUUGGCUACUCAUGAAGUGCAUUUUUCAAUACUAAGAGAGGUAAUUCCUCCACCUGGACAGCAGAAUAAGUGUUAUGCUUGUGGACAAUCUGGGCAUUUGGCUGCAGAUUGUAAUGGCAUAGGUUUUAGUCAAACUGCAGAUGCAAAUGGGAAAGCUUCAAAUGCCAUUCCCAUCCACAAGAAGAAGUACCAGUUGAUAAAUAUGUGGGUGUUGCGGGAAUAUUUGCAACAUGACUUGGCUAUUUCGCACCCCCCAUUUAAAAUAGACUUCGAGAGGGUGCUGGAUGACUUUGUUUUCUUGUGCUUCUUUGUUGGCAAUGACUUUCUGCCUCAUAUGCCCACACUGGAGAUUCGAGAGGGGGCAAUCAAUCUUCUGAUGGCCGUUUACAGAACUGAGUUUACGGUUAUGGGUGGUUAUCUCACAGAUGCGGGUGAGGUUUCUCUUGAUAGGGCAGAACAUUUUAUUCAAGCAGUUGCGCGUCACGAAGACCAAAUUUUCCGGAAACGAGCUCGUAUUAGUCAGGCAAGAAAUGACAGUAAUGAUGAGCCAUCACCGCCCGACGUGGACAAGGUGAGGCUUGGAGAGCCUGGAUACAAGGAUCGAUAUUAUCUUGAGAAAUUUGGUUUGUCAAGUCCAGCGGAAAUUGAAAUGACUAGACAAGAUGUU
Cuscuta campestris is the source of this 1484-nucleotide messenger RNA. The record is from the annotation of a GenBank genome assembly. Lineage: Eukaryota; Viridiplantae; Streptophyta; Magnoliopsida; Solanales; Convolvulaceae.